Messenger RNA from Drosophila melanogaster (fruit fly), 3039 nucleotides. It is a transcript of the gene dpr2, whose product is annotated as defective proboscis extension response 2. The record is from RefSeq and is marked reviewed. The transcript is spliced from 8 exons. Bases 1072 to 2304 code for a protein of 410 amino acids. NCBI's taxonomy places the organism in Eukaryota, Metazoa, Arthropoda, Insecta, Diptera, Drosophilidae.
GCAGUAUCAAAUGAAUUUCAAGUCGCGGCGCACGUGUUUCGUCCUUUGGCGCGGAUGUGACUACGAGUCCUUAUCGCAGAUUGUGGUCCUGGCCACGAAAGGAUAUCUCGUAGUUGCCGCAUUCGAUAGCGGUGUCGCGGUUUCCCAACUUUCCCAACUGCCGCAUCUGUUUUUUCAACUUGUGCGCGAGACGACACUAAGAUCGUUCGGCUUCGAUUUCGCUCAGUGUAUAAUGCUCUUGAGGCAAAAGUGAAGUUUCGAAUUGGAGGCCGCUUUAUGCGGCCAGUGAAAGAUAUUGUCCCCUGAAUUAAUUGUCUGUUAAAAACUAACAUUGGAUGUUUAAAUGGUUAAAUUCAUGGGAAAUAUUCGCCCUGCUGCUGCUGACACCAAAAUUGAGUCGAAUAACAGCUUUAAGUACAUUAAUAUUAACCCACCCACACUGCUCUUUCGCAUUCAAUGUGGCUCGAUUUUCCCUCCUCGAAAAGUGGAGCACAGAUAAAUCAGAGAAAAACAUUUAUUUCUCAUCGGAAAUGAACUCGGACGGGCGACGUGAUUUAAUGCCAAUCGAAAAUGCAUUUGUUACUCAGGUUUCUUGCAAAUUAUACGCUUAGCGAUAGGAUUGAAACACAGAAAACAAAACACAUUUUUUACAGACUUCAACUGAAACUCCAGACAGUUGCAUAAACAACAACCAAGAGUUUCGUGCAAAAAUAAAUGUUAAAUCAAAGUUUUUCCAAGUUGAGAUGGAAGUUUUUCCAAGUUCUUCUUCGCCUUAUCUGCUUUUGAAGUUCACUCGCAUUUUUCCUCUGAAAUCCAGGGCAGAAUGAAAAAUCGGAAAUAUGUACCUAAUGAGCACGUGUGUUACGGAUUGACUUUGAAGUGAGUCCUCAUUUCUAAUGAGUUCUUGUGGUGAUAUGAAGUAGGAAAGAAUGCACUUCAAAAACGAUUUAGGAACCAAACCAUUAGCAGUAAUGUAAACCAAAAUACGUAAACUUGUGGGGCUAAAUUACACUCAUCUAACCGCCAUUGAGGUGAAUAAAUAUAAAUAAGUAAGAUCCGGCUCGCAGGACCAUGGCUAUGGAGGGAAAAUGCUUCGGUUGCAUCGCAACGCCAAUCCUCGUAAUAAUGAUAAGCAUUUCGAGAGCUUGGACAAUGCAACAACAACACUUGAGUCCUGCCAUCCAACAACAUCCUGCAGUCAAAUCGUUGUCUCAUCUCGUGGAUGGCAAUGACAACCUGUUGCCCAUGGUUUCUGCACCAUCGAGCAUUGAUAACGAUUACGUUUACAUUGCUUCGGUGAAUAGGAAAUUUCCCCAGUUCGGAAAUUCCAUCGAUGAUGAACGAGAGGCCGAGGAGCAGCCGCCCGAGGAGACCACCUAUCCGCCACCCGUUUUUGACUUCGGAAUGCCCAGGAAUAUUACAACCCGGACGGGACACACGGCGGCCAUCAAUUGCCGCGUUGACAAUCUGGGUGAUAAAUCGGUAUCCUGGAUAAGAAAACGCGAUUUGCACAUUCUGACUGCAGGCAUUUUGACCUACACAUCUGAUGAGCGUUUCAAGGUGGUGCGGACCGCCGACUCCAAGGAUUGGACAUUGCAUGUGAAAUAUGCCCAGCCACGUGACAGCGGCAUCUACGAAUGCCAAGUGAAUACGGAGCCAAAGAUUUCGAUGGCAUUUCGCCUGAAUGUCAUAGUAACGCCGCCAGAUGCCAAGGCGAUUAUUGCCGGACCGACGGACCUCUAUGUCAAAGUGGGCAGCAGCGUAACGCUCACUUGUCACGUGAAGCAGCCGGCGACGUCGGCGCAGGAUAUUGGGCCAAUUUACUGGUAUCGCGGCCCCUACAUCCUCACCCCAUUCGUGGCCCAUCCGAAUGACGCGGCCAUCGAUUUGCAGCGCAUCUCCAUGGAGUCCACGCUGGCCGAGAAGCUCCAGAGCAGAUUACGCAUUGCCAAUGCUCAGCUGCUGGACACCGGAAACUAUACGUGCAUGCCGACCACAGCGGAAGCGGCCAGCGUGGUGGUCAAUGUCAUCAAUGACGAAAGCCCCGCAGCGAUGCAAAAGAGCAGGGCGAUCCGGACCAGUGGCAGCAUGCGUAGCAGUCGAUUGGUCCUCCUCCUGGCCAUGGUGGCCAGUUCCGUUGUGCGAUGGCUUAUUGGUGGCCAACGCAUCGGGAGCAACAGCUGCCAUGAUUCCUGCUCGAAUUUAUCCACUCUGCAUAUCAAUUAUUGCAACCUGCGUGCGAAAAUCACCAGCCACUUGAAGGAGCAUCGAUGUUUGGGCCCUGGAUCGACGGUCGAAUCAUGAUAAUUAAGUGGUGGCCACUUGGAAAUACAAUUAUAAAAAAAAAAAACAUCUUGUAUAUAAAAAACUGAAUUCAUAGUUAAGCAUAACUCAUUUGUGUAAAUCUGAGAAAUCUGGGGAGAUGAUGGGAAAGCCGCUGUAUGAAAUAAUUAGUUUAUCGUACUGCUUCGCCAUCCUAAACUUUAUUCAUCGUUUAUUACAACAUUAUAAUGAUUGUGAAACUUUCCAACUGUCUGCAUUUAGUGGUUUCCCAUCUGGCAUAUACUAUGACUAUAUUUAAUGCUAAUUUUUAUGACUAGCGUAAAUAUUUAUGUAACAAUAAAAAUAAAAAAUGGUGCCCAUGUAAUUAUCGAAUGUAAAACGAAACGAAAUUACGAACGCGAUAACAGACACAAAGCUGCAUUGCAUUGUUAGUUUUAGAAUGCAAAUAUUAUUAUUAUUAUUAUUCGGGUUAUUUUCCGUUUCUGUUAUUGCAAUUAGCUAAUUAUGUUUGUCACUGUGAAAGCACUUGAAAACCAAUUGAAUUCAACUCACAUUAAUGCGACAGGCGCUGGAAAAUAAAAACUGUUUCAAAUUGCAUUAUCAGCCACAUAAAAAGGGCCACAACUAAUUUCACUUCGAUUUAGUUAUAGAUUUUCACAUAUUCCAUGUGCAGGACAAACGAUUUGUAACCGUAUAUAUCGAAAUUCUCAAUGAGAAACAAUGAAAUGUAUUUUGUUGAAAUAAAAACUUGAUUUU